Dicrocoelium dendriticum is the source of this 1110-nucleotide messenger RNA. The record is from the annotation of a GenBank genome assembly. NCBI's taxonomy places the organism in Eukaryota, Metazoa, Platyhelminthes, Trematoda, Plagiorchiida, Dicrocoeliidae.
GCUUCUCAGGUCUAUUACGACCUACAUACGCAUUAGACACGAAAGCUCUUGUAAUCCUUGACCGGACGCACACUGCACUUUGUUUAUCGUCACCGAACAUUUCUAUGCGUGCCUUGCUUAGCUGACGCCGACCCAACGGGUGCCUAUGCUCAUUCCCCUAAAUGUCUGAGGCCAUUGAACAUCAUUUGGAAGCGGUUGUUCACUUCUUAAAUUUAUCAAGUAAUGAGCAGAAACAAAAAUGAACCCAAAAUCCUUCUGUGCGACCUCAACGAAUACAUUACUUGCAGCCUGUGCAACGGAUACCUAAUAGACGCUGUAUCGAUCACCGAAUGCCUCCACCCGUUCUGCAAAUCUUGCAUCGUAAAGUAUUUGCAAGACAAGUACAACUGCCCCUCAUGUGGAAUACUCAUACAUCAAAGUCACCCCCUCAACUACAUCAGUUUUGAUCGAACGCUCCAGGAUAUCGUAUAUAAGGUUGUUCCUGAUCUAAAAAGAAGUGAAAGAAAACUUCGUGAGAACUUUUAUUUCAACAUGGGGAAAACUCCACCACUCAGCGAAGAACUAAUACGUGAGAGGUUUUCCCCUAAUGGCCGAGACACCGCGCCUGGCAGUGCAGAUAUCCAGGCUUCCAGCCCCUCGAAUACAGCCGGCCUUGCUAGUGAUCGGAAUUAUCACCGCCAUGAUGAACAGGUGAAUGUGCAGUUGGAGCCCGGUAGCAGUUUAUUGGAACCACUGUCGUUUAAGUAUCUUCGACUGUCUGCUCUUGCGACGGUGACGCACUUGCGCAAGUACGUGGCGCAGCAAGUUUUGCGUGAUAUAUCGCGAUUCCGGGACAUUGAUAUCUUUAUAUUGAAUACUGAAGAUGGUACUUUUCUCGGACGUGACCAUAUCCUCAAGUUCGUGCGCGUAGUUUACUGAAACGACGAUGAACCUAUGCCUUUACAGUAUCGAUUCAGGCAGCAACUCUAUUAGCUUUGACCACGCGCUUGACGUCUCGCUCCGCUUUCAAACCCUCGAUCUACAUUCUAUCUGAACUACCGGAUUUUUCUACAGAUUAUGCAUACUUCCCACUAACGAAUAUACUAUGCGUGUGCAGCGUUUUGUUCUCAA